GCAUCUCUUCUCCUACAGCUUUCUGCAACCGUUUCGACUGCAGAGGACGAUGGCCCCCAUCGACGAAGACGAGUACUCAUCGGAAGGAGAAGGGGAGGACGUUGAGACGACAGUGCUGCUGGGAGUGCCCGAUGUGCCCAUCACCAACGAGAAGGAUUUGGUUGAUGCCGCUGUCUCCCGUAUCGGUGGUCAUCCUGCCUUCGUUUCCACCGACCCUCCAUUUUCCUCGUCGCAGUGCAAGAUAUGCUCACGACCAAUGGAACUGCUUGUCCAAAUGUGGUGUCCUUUCGAGGACAGUCCAAUGGAUCGAGCGCUCUAUGUUUGGGGUUGUGCUAUUCCUGAAUGUCAAUCCAAAAGCGGCAGCGUUCGGGCAUGGCGAGGUCUGCGCCGUAAUGACGAGUACGCUGCAAAGCUAGAGAAGAAAGCUGCUAAGCUCAAGCCGAAAGCAGCCUCCAGCAUUCCCAGUCUCAAUCCUUUUUCCGCUACGAGUGGUGGAUCUUUCAGUCCUAAUGCGUUCGGUCUGGGAACUCAGAUCUUCGGUGAUUCGACUCCGGCUGCUUCAGAAAAAGCGGAGGAAGGAUCAGACAGCGACGAAGAAGCCUCGGAUGAGGAAAUGAUUACGGCUCUCGCUGCCACAACGCUCGAGGAUUCUCCGUGGAAGGCUGCCCCAUCUUAUCCGCCAUUAUAUCUGAACACAGAGUCAGAGUACAUCCCUGCGACCCAGAAGCUCAAGCUCCCACCCGGUGUCCAGGUUGUAGACAAUCUGGAUGACGAUCCGAAAGGCAACAAGGACGUCUCCUGGAUUGCAGAAGCGUACGAGAACUCGUUGGAUGUUGAUGUCGUCUUUGAACGCUUCAGCAAACGAGUGGGCUACGAUGGUGAUCAAUGUGUUCGAUAUGAACUGGAUGGGCAACCUUUGCCGUAUGCUUCAGACGACGUCUUCGAACAUCUGUUCCCCAAGCCGCCGUCUGCACCGCUCCCGGUCAUGAAAGCUGCUUUCACGGUCGUCCCACCUCUCAAACGGGUCUACAAUCCUUCCUGUAUUCCCCUGUGUCCGUUCUGCAAGGCGAAACGUGUAUUCGAAUGUCAACUUAUGCCCAAUCUGAUCAAUGUCGUGCGAGAGGCCAAGGUUGAAAAUCAAAGGCUAACAGACGAGGAGAGGCGCAAAGUGGUUGAGCAAGAACUCAGGAAGGGCGGAUCUGGACGAGGGAUGGACCUCAAUAUUCCCAAUCCUCCCUCAAGAAAAGACCACCCGCAAGACGACACGAUGGUCAAAGUCUACAAGCCUGGCAAGGUCGCGCUUCUGCUUUCUGGACGGCAGGCAGGGAAGAAGGUCGUUGUGAUCAAGCAGCUGGAUGAUGGAACAAAAGAGCGCCCCUACCCGCACGCUAUUGUUGCCGGUAUCGAGCGUUACCCCCGCAAGGUGACUCGGCGUAUGGGCCAGAAGAAGGUAUCCCGCAGGAGUAAGGUGAAGCCUUUCAUCAAGGUGGUCAACUAUUCGCACCUUUUCCCCACACGUUACGCAUUGGAGUUGGAAGGGCUCAAGGGCACUGUAUCGAACGACACCUUCAAGGAGCCCACGCAGCGUGAGGACGCCAAGAAGACGAUCAAAAAGUUGCUCGAGGACCGGUACACUGCUGGAAAGAAUCGGUGGUUCUUCACUCCUCUGCGGUUCUAAGUGCUGCUGGACGUCUUGUUACUAUGCUGUCCUCGUAAAACACUACUGUAUGGCUCAUGAUGACUUAUGCACACGUCCGAUUUUCCAUGUGUACGCGAAUGUCAGAACACCGUCUGAAAUAGUUUGCACGUCUGGCAAGAUGUC
Messenger RNA from Mycena citricolor, 1822 nucleotides. The record is from the annotation of a GenBank genome assembly. Lineage: Eukaryota; Fungi; Basidiomycota; Agaricomycetes; Agaricales; Mycenaceae.